AGCUUUUCAAUCUCUCAAAACUAAUAUCUGAAAUUAAAGAUAAAUAAACUACCAAAUCUUGUGGACAAAAGGUCUUGCUGACAAACUGCUUUACAAGUAGAAUUAAGGAGGUCUUUUUUGAGUUUCAGAAGUCCAAAUCAAAUUCACAAGACACCACCACCAAUCCAUUAACUCACGUGAACCCAUCUCAGCUACCUUCACAUGUACACAACAAUACAAAAACCCCACUCUUUUAUAUGAUUUAAUCCCCACUUUUGUUAUAUAUAAAUAUAUACGUUACAAAACAGAUAGUUCCCUCCUCUCUUCAUACUCUUUCUUCCGUUUAGCUUUUGCUUUUUUUCUAAUAUGGCUCUUCUUCAUUCUCAAUCUUCUUCUUCUUCUUCUUUUUGUCAUCUACUUGCUUCAUUUUUCACAAUCUUAUGUUUAGUUUUGUUAGUUCAACCGCUGGCAGUUUCAUCUGCUGUCAUAAUGAGCAUGAGAAACCACAAUAUUCAUGGUCACCAUAGAAGGCCAAUGCUGCAAGCCAACCAAAGCACUUGUGCAUUGUUUGCAGGCGCUUGGGUUCGUGAUGACACGUACCCCGUGUACGAAUCUUCUCAAUGUCCCUUUAUUGAUGCAAAAUUCAACUGCAAAAUGAACGGUCGUCCUGACUCUGGUUAUCUCAAAUAUAGAUGGCAGCCUCUGAAUUGUGAGCUCCCAAGGUUCAAUGGGCUUGAAUUUUUGCUGAAAAUGAAAGGCAAAACAGUGAUGUUUGUUGGUGAUUCCUUGGGAAGAAACCAAUGGGAGUCGUUGAUUUGCAUGAUUUACGCAGCUGCACCAGAAACACAGACACAGAUGAUUAAAGGAGAUCCACUUUCUACAUUCAAGUUCUUGGAUUAUGGUUUAUCAGUGUCAUUUUACAGAGCUCCAUAUUUGGUAGAAAUAGACAUCGUAAAAGGGAAGAGGGUUCUGAAGUUAGAGGACAUUAAUGGGAAUGGCAAAUACUGGCGUGCUGCAGAUGUAUUAUCUUUCAACACUGGACACUGGUGGAGCCACGACGGGUCUCUCCAAGGAUGGGAUUACAUGGAAUCAAAGGGUACGCUUUACCAAGACAUGGAUCGAUUAGUGGCUUUGGACAAAGCACUGAGAACAUGGGCCAAUUGGGUUGACACCAAUGUUGACAGAACCAAAACAAGAGUAUUUUUCCAGUCAAUUUCUCCUACACAUUACAAUCCAAAUGAAUGGAGUGCUGGAGCAACUUCAACUACAACAAAGAAUUGCUAUGGCGAAACAGCACCGAUGAGUGGAACAAUAUACCCUGGAGCUUAUCCCGAUCAAAUGAGAGUGGUGGAUGCAGUGAUGAGGGAGAUGACCAACCCUGCAUAUUUGUUAGACAUAACAAUGCUAUCAGAGCUAAGGAAAGAUGGGCACCCUUCAAUUUAUAGUGGUGAUUCGAACCCAGAGCAAAAGGCUAACCCUGACAAUGCUGAUUGUAGCCAUUGGUGCCUUCCAGGAUUACCUGAUACUUGGAACCAACUAUUUUCAGCAGCUUUGUUCAACUAAGUAAUUUUAAGGAGAAUGUGGUUUCUUCUAAUUGAAUAUUUUUAUUAAUUCAAGAUGCAAAAUAGCACUUGUAUUUUUAGUUCCUUAACUAAGAUGAUCAGAUGUAGCAAACUCUAGUUUCUGAAUUGCAAGUCUCUAUUAAUUGUCUCCUGUAAAAUAUGCAAUAUUAUUUGUGAAAGGAAAUAAAAAUUCUCUGGUUAAUCUUCAAA
Molecule: messenger RNA, 1751 nt
Organism: Pistacia vera
Lineage: Eukaryota; Viridiplantae; Streptophyta; Magnoliopsida; Sapindales; Anacardiaceae
Product: protein PMR5-like
Exons: 5
Coding region: 346-1542 (398 amino acids)
Cellular component (GO): Golgi apparatus
Molecular function (GO): O-acetyltransferase activity
Source: RefSeq, a predicted model, not a curated record